Mirounga angustirostris (Northern elephant seal) is the source of this 1248-nucleotide messenger RNA. It is a transcript of the gene BATF, whose product is annotated as basic leucine zipper ATF-like transcription factor. The record is from RefSeq and is a predicted model, not a curated record. Bases 545 to 922 code for a protein of 125 amino acids. Gene Ontology annotation, molecular function: DNA-binding transcription factor activity, RNA polymerase II-specific; RNA polymerase II cis-regulatory region sequence-specific DNA binding. Gene Ontology annotation, cellular component: nucleus. NCBI's taxonomy places the organism in Eukaryota, Metazoa, Chordata, Mammalia, Carnivora, Phocidae. Gene Ontology annotation, biological process: regulation of transcription by RNA polymerase II. The transcript is spliced from 4 exons.
CUCCUGCGCGGUAGUCAGGCGAGGACGGCCUGCCACAGGGCAGGAUGGGCAGCCGCUUUCGGGUAAAAACCAGAAAGAAAUCCCAGCCUCGCGGCUUUAUCUUGGUUUAAGAAUCGGGUCGGCUGACAAUGGAAACUCUUUCCCUGCUGCCCUCUCCUUUCGGCCGUGUUGACAGGAGACGGACUUGCUAAUUCGGUCUGGGGAUUUUCCCUGCCUGGGCUGUUUUUCUCUUUCAUCUUCAUCAAUGGAAGAGAGCUGCUCUGCCUUUCAAACAGUCGGAAGUGUGAGUUACCAGAAACCACAAGAGAGAGAGCGCGCGCGCACGAGCCCCGAAGCGAGCGACAUGUCCCUGUGGGGAGCAGUGCGUCUGCACCCCCGAGUGAGGAGGACGCAGGGGUCAGAGGCGGCCGCGGGGCGGGCAGAGCAGGGACCCGCGCGGGGGGCCGAGCUGGUGGCCCGGCAGCGGUCGGGAAGGGAGGCCGGCUGGUGACCAGAGAGCCCCGGGGCGCCUGGGGCCGUGUGGGGAGCCCGGAAGACUGCAGCCAUGCCGCACAGCUCGGACAGCAGCGACUCCAGCUUCAGCCGCUCUCCUCCCCCGGGCAAACAGGACCCAUCCGAUGAUGUGAGAAAAGUUCAGAGAAGGGAGAAAAACCGCAUUGCUGCCCAGAAGAGCCGACAGAGGCAGACACAGAAGGCUGACACCUUGCACUUGGAGAGUGAAGACCUAGAGAAACAGAACGCGGCUCUGCGCAAGGAGAUCAAGCAGCUCACAGAAGAGUUGAAGUAUUUCACAUCAGUGCUGAGCAGCCAUGAGCCCCUGUGUUCGGUGCUGGCCGCCAGCACGCCCUCGCCCCCCGACAUGGUGUACAGCACCCACGCCUUCCACCAGCCUCACGUGAGCUCGCCUCGCUUCCAGCCCUGACUUUCCAGAGGUGGGGUGGCGGGGGACGGAGCCCCCUGCCCCCAGCUGCCCUGGCAGGCCUCAGGAGGGGCACACAGACUGUGGCCAGGCUGCCCUUGCCCCUCAGGGCCCCCUCUCCAUCCGGAGACCCGGAGGCAGAGGCCUGGACAAGGAUGGAGCACAAGACUGGAGCCGCUGGGAGUGUGUGAGGCCACCCAGCGGCGUGGCCCCCUGUCACCCAUGUGGAUGGGUGGCCCAAUCCAGAGUUCAGCCAAGCAUGAUGCCCAAGUCCCAUGGUAUAGAGGGAGGAGGGCAGGGUGGGGUUAUUUUUCUAAAUAAAUUUCUUA